Plectropomus leopardus (leopard coralgrouper) is the source of this 734-nucleotide messenger RNA. RefSeq names its product gem (nuclear organelle) associated protein 7 (gene gemin7). Gene Ontology annotation, biological process: spliceosomal snRNP assembly. Gene Ontology annotation, cellular component: SMN-Sm protein complex. The record is from RefSeq and is a predicted model, not a curated record. Lineage: Eukaryota; Metazoa; Chordata; Actinopteri; Perciformes; Serranidae.
CUGCUUCUUCAUCCGCCAACAAAGUAAAGACGAAGAAAACAGCCUGCUGCUAAUGUUUCUCUGCUGAUGCAGCUACUCAGAGGAAACAGUAAGUGUAAAAAAUAAAGACUUAAGAUGGCAACGCCGGUGUCUGUCCUUCGCCUGCCAAAAGGACCCGACCCCAACAGCCGUGGAUUUGACCCCACGUCACCCCGUUUCAUCGCUCUCUGUCGUACCUCCAUUCCCACCUCUGCUGCCUCGGAGUCAAACGCCGAGCAGCUGCAGAUGGAGCAGCAUGCACGAUCUGUGCUGAGAGAGAGUUUCCUCCGAUGUCUCCUCUCCAUGAACAACAAGAAGGUUCAGUUUCACAUGCACGAGAGGGUGACGGUGGAGGCCACGUUUGGAGCAUCUGACAUUGACGUGCUGAACUUUCAGGUGUCGGACUUGCACACUCCCAUCGGGGUGCAAAAAGAGGCACUGAUCAGGAGCCAGGAUGUGAUUUCUUUCACUUUUGAUGCAUGAACACUUUGAGGCUUUUGUUUCCUUUUUCUACAGAAUGUGACAUUUUGGAUAAGGGGCACUUGGGGCACUUGUUUGUUGUUGUUUUCACACUUUGAGAUAGUUUAGGAAAUUGUUAUCAUUUUUGUAGUAUCUGUAUUGUUUAGCCGAACUGCUCCGUGUGACUGCUUUCAGAAAUCCAACACCGCCAGUCCCACUUUUUAAGCACAAGAGGGCGUCAUACGCUCGUGUUUAAA